Messenger RNA from Purpureocillium lilacinum, 4962 nucleotides. Lineage: Eukaryota; Fungi; Ascomycota; Sordariomycetes; Hypocreales; Ophiocordycipitaceae. The record is from RefSeq and is a predicted model, not a curated record.
AUGACUUCGUCGCUGGCCUCGGAGGAGCGCCCUACGCUCCCCGCUCCGGGGGAGGCAGCUGGGGACCCUUUCGUCGCCAACACACCUGGCGCUCCUCACCACCGAUUCUCCAGCUUCGACCACGAGCUCUUUGCUUCUGGGCCCGGGUCGUCUCCGACGCAGGCGAAACGCGCACUCGAGGCUCAUCUCGCCGAGACGGACCGCCGCCUUGACGAGGCGGGCAAGCUAGGCACAGCUCUUGUCUCCCAGCGUAAGGCGCUGGCAGAGCGCCUGCAAGAGGUAGAGAAGCUGCAGAAGGAAGGCGAGCUUGGCCCAGAUCUUCGCAAAAAGCUUGUCGAGAUCGAACGCGAGUUCAAUGACCUGGCACGGGAGUCGGCCCGGGUCUUUCUGCCCAAGCAGAGGAUCCCUAGCAAUGAGGCCAACCCAGGCUCUCCGUUUGUGCCGGAGGCGCGCAGCGGCAGACGCUCUGUCAGCCCUUCCAAGUUCGAGAGCCACGCGACUGGCUCGCCGACGAAGCUCAGUGUCCCGAACCGCAAGCUCAGAAAUCAACCCUCAAACCGCGUACACGAUAUAGAGUUUGCCGCAGAGAUUAGCACCUCGCUCAUCGCUCAAGUCCGCAGCCUGCAGACAUUGCUGUCAGAGCGCGAGGAGGAGGUCAAGACUCUGCAGACAGACAGGACCAAGCUGGAGAUCGAAUCCGAGAGCCUGCAGCAGCGCCUCAAGACUCUGGACGAGAGCGAGCACCGCUACAAAGAAGAGAACUGGAACUUGGAGACACGUCUGCAAGAAUACUCGUCACUGCAACGAGAGGCAGCUGAUCGCGAAAAGAAGCUGACACAAGCUUUGGGCUUGUCCAACGCUGAGAAGAAUACCGCCCAGAAAGAGCUCGACGAGGUUAAGUUGUCUCACGCCAAACUGGCUGAGGAGCACGCGGCCACCGUCAAGCAUCAUGACAUAGAACUCGGCACGGCGAAGCGCAGCAUGGUCAUGGCUGAGGGCGAGCGCUCCGCCAUGCAGCGCAAGAUUGACGACCUGACGAGCCAGAACCAGGAGCUCGCCAAGGCCUUCUCCCUUCAACGAGGAAGGGCCACGGAGCGUGAGCCUGCUUCAGGUUUGAGCGAUGAGGAGUUCGAUACCGCCGCCGAUAACAUCACCCCCGAGCACUCGCCUCCUCCAUCGCCCAUCAAGGGCACUCCGAGACACGCCAUGCUUGAGACGGAGACUAUUAAAACCUCGCUGCAGCACGCGCAACGAACGAUACAGAACCAGCGGAGCCAACUGCAUCGCGAGAAGACUGAAAAGCUUGAACUGCGUCGCAUCAUCCAGGAUCUCCGCGAUGAUCUUGAGAAGGCGCGCAAUGAUUCCGGCAGCGCCGCUACAUCAAGGAGGAGUCGCAAGGUGGACUCCAAGGAGUUCAAGAAGUCAAACCGCCUUCUCGGCAGCUUCCGGUCCAGCCGUCAAGAAAUUGUCGUGGACGACCCUGAAUGGGAGGACAACCCGGAAGUGUCUCCUGGCAGGUCAUCGGCGUCGACAAUUCCAAGCCAAGGCCAGCUUGCCACCAGUCGCACGGACACGAGCGAUCAAUUCGAGACGGCCAAUGAAGCGAGUGAAUCGGCUUUUGAGACUGCGAAUGAACGGGCUACCGAAACCGAGGAGUUCCAGACCGGGAACGAAGGGUUCUCGGACAGCGAUGACGAUGCGGCAACCGAGACAGAAAGCCCAAGCAGAGGGUUCGGCCGGAUGAGACAGCCGCCGAGCUUGCCGGCCGGCCUCGCUCGUCAUACCAACCGCAAUUCGUUCCAUAGCACAGCAUCGACGUCGGCCGACGAGGAUGAUGUCGCGGAACUGCGGACCCCGACAACGAGACUCUCGUCACAAAGAAGCCGCGUCCGUUUGACCCAUGGAUCUCUCUCUCGAAGCUCAAGGCAGACUAGCGAGGAGCCCAAUCUGCAGAGCAGCCCUGCAAGCUUCGCUAGCAUUGGUGCUGCUCAAGCUGGCCAAAGCCUUUUCGCGGAGCUGCAAGACUACGGGGGCAGCGACGAUGACUCUCUUAUCGGGACACCUAUGACUCGCCGCAGUGUUCGAUCAGGUACACCGGGCUCCGUUCGGCGCACGCUGUCGCCAGCGCCGGCCGUGCCCGAGCUUCCGAGAGUCAUCAUGGUGGACAGCGGUGUCAUGACAGACCCUGUCCGAAUCACCAGCGAGGUCUACACGGAGGCAUUACAGCGUCCCGUGUCCGUUCAGUCUGUCGUCAACGCGCCGCCCGGUCAGACGUCUGGGGUCUGGGGCACCAAUCGUGGCCUGGACGCCGACGUUUCCAGACCGUUGUCUACCCUUUCUUACAGCGACGCGGGCGCGCAAUACGAACACGACAUUGCCGAAAAGCUUGCGCAGUUCCCCGUGCCCCCUACGUCGCCGCCGCAAAUCCCGCCGACUCCGCCUGCCCUUGGGCUCUCCAUGAUUCGGUCCGAGGCCGUCGAGCCGCGAGAGGAGCCUGUUGUGCUCCCUACUCCGCCGUCUCUUCGCAUGUCGUCGCUUGCGAUGCAGCAAGUUGAGCCUGUGGCUGAGCCCGAGGUUCCAGCGCCAGUCCUUUCCCUCUCAAGUAUCGUUGCUCAAGGACUGUACCCCGUGAUGGAACCUGUGUCUCCACCUCCUGCGCUGACAAUGGCGCCAAUGCUCACGGAGGUUGUAGAGCCGGUUGCUGCUCCGCCGCCUUCCCUUACUUUCUCGACAAUCACCGCUGAAGCUGUCGAACCCAAGGCCGAACCGGAACCCUUGGCGCUCCCGCUCCCUCCAGUACCACAGCCACCCGUUCUCAGCAUAUCCUCAAUCAUGGCAGAGAAUGUUCAGCCCAUCAGCGAGCCAGAGGUUGUCAUCAGAGCGCCACCUCUCACCUUGUCAUCCAUCCAUGCAGAGGAGCUUCAGCCGCGGGAAGAGCCCAUUGUCGACCCCAUCCAGGCGCCCCUUUCUUUCUCGGGCAUCGCGACACAGCAUGUUGAACCAGUGUCUGAGCCGCAGCCCUCGCCUCCAGCCUUGACGUUGUCCUCAAUCGUCGCAGAGCACAUGCAUCCGGUUAUGGAGCCACCCCCGGUGCCGCCAGCCCUGGCUCUCUCCGCCAUAUCUGCCGAGUACGUCGAGCCGGUGAGCACCCCGCCGACACUACCAGCCUUGCCUAGCUUUGGCUUUUCUGGCAUCGAGUCGGUUGAGACACGUCCCAUGUCGCCACGCAGCCCCCGCAGGGACGGCUUUAUUCUUCCUCGAGAUGAGGCUUGUCACUUCACCGAGACCGGGAUGCCAAAGACACCUCCUAGCGCCAAGAUGCAUAGGGCUACUGGCGGGCGCAGCAACAGGAAUGACUCUCCUCUCAUUGCCGAAGACGAGACGCGUCAGUCGCCCAGGGAGGUGCCUGAAGUUAGUACCACGCCUGAGUCUCAACGGCCAUUUAAGGAAAUUUCGAGCAAUUCAGCCCUCCGACCCUCGCGAAAGCCGCCUGUUACUACUAGCGAUCAGGGUGCUCAAACAGCCUUGACGGCUGGAGCCAUAGACAAGCUGCUCGUGGACGGCACACGGGAGGCAAACAGACAUGUCAAGCAGGCGUCUGUCGAUUCCGUGCCAAGCCCAGAUACAACUGGGACAGUCAGGGUAUAUCGGUCACAGGAAAGCUUCGACAGCGUUGGUCGCGGGAACGCAAUCGACGAUGUGGCUUUCGAGGCGGUGCCACCAUUCAGACCUGGCAGUGCUGCCAGCGGCAAGGGAUCGAUUCAAGGAGCACCGCCACUGCCAUCCAACCACCGACAAGUCAUUGAUGCUGCGCGUUCAGGCUCCUCGCGCGGCCAACCUGGCGCAAUGGGACCACCGCUGUUCCCCGCGUCAGCCAUGAAGCAGCGGCCACAUACCCCUAGCAUGCAAAGGCCACCGUCAGCGACCUCCGGCCGCGGCACCCCGACUCCGCGCGUGAUUCAUGCCGGCUCUGUCGCAGGACAAGCCGGUCUCCAGUCGCCCACGAGGCUCACAGCACGAUCCAGGCAAUCCUCUGUAUCCUCCUUCGCUUCUGAGCUCGACACGCGAUUCAACAUGAGACCUGGUGAGAUGGGCAUGGGCCCGACAGGGUUCAGCCCGAACACGGAUCCUCGCAUGAUCCAAGCCAUCACGCAAACCAUGAUCGGCGAGUUCCUGUGGAAGUACACACGGAAGACUAUCCGCGGCGAGAUGUCCGAGAACCGGCACAGGCGGUACUUCUGGGUCCAUCCGUACACCCGGACGCUGAACUGGAGCGAUCGGGACCCGUCCACUGCCGGUCGCACGGAACUCAGGGCCAAGAGCGUUCCUAUCGAGGCGGUGAGGGUCGUGACCGACGACAACCCCAUGCCCCCUGGCUUGCACCGAAAGAGCCUGAUCAUUAUUUCUCCCGGCCGGACCAUCAAGUUCACGUGCACAACGGGCCAGCGACACGAGACGUGGUUCAACGCGCUCUCCUAUCUGCUGCUCCGGACCGACCAACAGGAUCAGCCCGAGGUCGACGAGGCCGUGGACAACAUCACUCGUGAAGAUGUCGAUGAGUUCAAUCCUCAGAGUGGCCAGCGGCGGGCGGUUGGCAACCGCCCUCGCGCGCCUCCUUCGCUCUCUUCGUACAAUUCGCGUGGAUCGCGCAACGAGUCGCCCGCGCUUGGUGUUUCCAUGAACAUCCCGACUUUGACUCCGUCGACACAGAGGCAAUCAACGACAUCAGGGAAGACGUCCACGGGGACUCUAAGCAAAUUGAGCGGCUACUGGAAAACUGGCGGCCCUCGCCUGUCCGAUACCAUCUCCAGUCUGCGUGGCCGAGGUCCUACCAAUCAGAACACGGGCAUAUACGAGGCCAGCGAGGUUCAUGACAGCGCGGAGGAUCUUCGAGAGAUGAUUGAGAGGCAGGACAGGGAAGCCCAUCGUCUCGAGAACGUCCGAGCCUGCUGUGAUGUUUGA